Molecule: messenger RNA, 586 nt
Organism: Pelobates fuscus (common spadefoot toad)
Lineage: Eukaryota; Metazoa; Chordata; Amphibia; Anura; Pelobatidae
Product: ninjurin-1-like
Exons: 4
Coding region: 62-406 (114 amino acids)
Biological process (GO): tissue regeneration; cell adhesion
Cellular component (GO): membrane
Source: RefSeq, a predicted model, not a curated record
UGGGGUCGGGGAGACCGCUAAUCAUCGAGAGAACCACACUAAACGUCAUGAAGGGCUGAACAUGAAUAAUUAUGCAAGCAAAAAAAGUGCAGCAGAAAGUAUGCUGGAUAUAGCUCUCCUCAUGGCGAACGCCUCCCAAAUGAAAGCUGUCAUAGAUCAAGGUCCCGCUUUCAACUACUACGUCCUCCUCAUCGUCCUUAUAUCGCUCUCAAUCGUAUUACAAAUUGUUGUGGGCGUUCUCCUAAUCAUCAUUGUGAAGCAUGACCUUAACGACCCAGCUAAACAUGCUACACUUGAGAACCUCAACAACGCUGCCACAGGCCUGGUCUUUAUUAUUGUCAUUUUUAAUAUUCUCAUUACGUCCUUCGGAGUUCAGGGAUCUGUGAACACGUCCCCUAAUUCAUAACAUCCAAUCCGGUUGAACCCUAUGAAGAUACUGUAAGGUGCCAUUGUUUCAUAUGCAGUGUCAAAAAUAUAAUCCCAAUCUAUCUUCCUAUUAAAACUAGCCACAUGGACAAUAGAACUUUACUAUACAUGCCUAUUCUUAUGUGCAUCAUAUAUUGUGGAAACAUGUCCCAAGGCCGCC